GCAAACACAUCCCUCACGUCAAAGUUACGGGUACCUCCACAACCACGCUUUUACUUUCGAAACCCACCCAAAAGCCAAACAUUGGCCGCACUCUUCAAAAACAUCACUGUUCCCUCUACUCAUCAACAACAUUCAAUCAUCCACCUUACAACCUUACCUACCUUUUCACGAACCCAAUUACCUCUUCUAUUUUCUUUCUAUCCCUCAUUACUCCACCACCUUAUUCUCCAAUCACGCUGCCUACGAACGUUUCUUACUAGCAUCGCGUCUUGUCUUUAAGGUUCAUUGCCUAUUUUUGCAUUUGCACUAUUCAGCGCUUGAUCUCUAAAGCUUGUUGACAUACACCCUCACCCUGACCCUUUCAACAAUCAAUUCAUAUGUAUGAAGUGUUUUUUUACUCUUAUCGCAACUUAUUAGGUUUUUGCUUGUUGUCCUGCCAAUACACAGUCGCAUACUAGUCACCAUAGGUGACAGACUACGCGUAUAUAAGGCGGUAGCUUCACAGCAUUCCCUACAUAUAUACCCACCCUGCAUAUAUGCACUGCACGUCCAUUCAAGCUUUCGCUGACCUAUUCUUUCAGACCUCCAAUCUAAUUGUGGUUUCUAAACCAAGCGAACUCACCCGCCUACAAGAUGCCUCCGGGACGCUCUGUCAGACAGCGAGUCGCUACCAAUGAGAAUGACGAAAAUGCAACUGCAAAUGCUACGCGUAUGACGCGUGCAAAGGCUGCGGCCCUUGAUCUCGAUGUCACUCAGCCGGCCAAACAGGCCCUUCAGUCCAAGAAGUCCGCAGUCAACGCGAAUCCUACCGCCCAAAGAAAGCGCGCCGCCCUUGGUGAUGUCAGCAACGUUGGAAAAGGGGAGGCCGCUGAAGUCAAGAAAGCUGCUAGCAAAGUUGGUCUAGUCUCCAAGGCCGCACAACCUACAGGAAUUCAGAAGGCCACUGCCCGUGCCACUUCAACUCGGUCUGCUUUGGCCGCCAAGGAGGCGAAAAAGCCCGAGGUGAAGCGAGCAGGAUCCGGUUCCGGUGCCCUCGGUACAACCCACAAGAGAAAAGUCACAUCAUCAACAACAAUCAAGCAAGAUGUCCUCUUAGAAGAGCCGGUUCGCAAGAAGGCUAACACUGUGAGCAACGAACCCGCGAAGCUCGAACGCCCUGAAUCCAAGUCAUCCAAGCCGGAUAUCGCAGCCGAGAAGGCCGCUCAGAAAGAAGAUGCUUCCUCCAAGGAGGAAGUUGGUGUUGUGCUCCCUGAAGGUGUUAAGGAUCUGGAAGAAGAAGGUCUAGAUGACCCUGUGAUGGUGGCUGAAUAUGCCCAUGAGAUCUUCGAAUACCUCAAAGACCUCGAAUCCAAGUCGGUACCCAAUCCUGAUUACAUAAGACACCAGGACGAGCUGGAGUGGAAGACGCGAAGUAUCCUUGUCGACUGGAUGAUCGAAGUUCACACCCGAUUUCAUCUCCUUCCCGAGACUCUCUUCCUUGCUAUUAACAUUAUCGAUCGAUUUUUGUCUCAGAAGGUUGUCCAACUAGACCGCGUCCAACUUGUCGGUAUUACAGCCAUGUUUAUUGCAGCCAAGUACGAGGAGGUGUUAUCACCUCAUGUCAGCAACUAUAGAAUGGUAUCCGAUGACGGCUUUAGUGAUGCCGAGAUCCUUAGUGCAGAGCGGUUUAUCUUAGAGACAUUGAACUACGACUUAAGUUAUCCGAACCCCAUGAACUUUCUCCGACGGAUCUCAAAGGCAGAUGAUUACGAUAUUCAAUGUCGAACUAUUGGAAAGUUCUUAAUGGAGAUCAGCAUUGUCGACUACCGAUUCCUGGCGUACCGACCCAGCCAUGUUGCUGCUGGUGCCAUGUAUCUUGCUCGAAUGAUACUCGACCGUGGUGAAUGGGACCCCACCAUCGCCUACUAUGCCGGAUACACGGAAGAAGAGAUAGAACCCGUGUUUGAGCUUAUGGUCGAUUAUCUUGCUCGUCCUAUCUGCCACGAGGCCUUCUACAAGAAGUAUGCUAGCAAGAAGUUUAUGAAAGCUUCAUUGAUUACGCGCCAAUGGGCUAGGAAGAACGCCCCUAUUUUUGGUAUCACGGACACAAAAAUAUCUGUGGACGACCUUUCGUCGCUGGAGCCGGAUUAUUAAUACAUACCAUUCAAUUGCACUAUGAUAUUCCUACGUUAAGAGCCUUACUGAGUGUCAGGAUACUCAGGGUCUCGUUGGAUGAUGGCCUUACGAUACCAGCUUGCAUGACGUUCGGCCGAUGACUCUCAUAAU
Messenger RNA from Daldinia loculata, 2265 nucleotides. Its product is annotated as A/B/D/E cyclin. The record is from RefSeq and is a predicted model, not a curated record. The coding region runs from base 634 to 2133 and encodes 499 amino acids. The transcript has 4 exons. Gene Ontology annotation, biological process: regulation of cyclin-dependent protein serine/threonine kinase activity; G2/M transition of mitotic cell cycle. NCBI's taxonomy places the organism in Eukaryota, Fungi, Ascomycota, Sordariomycetes, Xylariales, Hypoxylaceae. Gene Ontology annotation, molecular function: cyclin-dependent protein serine/threonine kinase regulator activity. Gene Ontology annotation, cellular component: cyclin-dependent protein kinase holoenzyme complex; nucleus; centrosome.